Molecule: messenger RNA, 6544 nt
Organism: Ictalurus furcatus (blue catfish)
Lineage: Eukaryota; Metazoa; Chordata; Actinopteri; Siluriformes; Ictaluridae
Gene: prkg1a
Product: protein kinase cGMP-dependent 1a
Exons: 18
Coding region: 516-2567 (683 amino acids)
Biological process (GO): protein phosphorylation
Molecular function (GO): ATP binding; cGMP-dependent protein kinase activity
Source: RefSeq, a predicted model, not a curated record
UUAUUAGAACCUACUGGGAGAAACACGGAAAUUCGGCCAGUGAUGUAUUUAGCAUGCCCCAGUUGUCAAAAACCUCCAAACCGACAUAAUUGCACUAUUGAUCGUACGUCGUAAAGACGCGCGUGCUGUUAUGGUUCCUAUGGUAACCUGAUGACGUACUCUUUUAAGUACUAGUUAGCAAGGUAGUAGCACAUGUAGUUUGGCUUUUUGCCCGAAGUAGAGGAAUCUUUGGCGUGAGGAGUCCCGCGCUGUAUGACGCACGCGCGAAAGAGCGGGAACUGUCACAGCAGCGCGAGGACACUCCACAUUCUCCUGCACAGAUACACGCGGACUGCGCUGCUUUUCUCGAACAGCCCACUUCGCUGUUCCUUUAGGUUGCAAUAAAUAAAAGCGCGUUGUUUUCUGUGAGUGAAAAUACUGAAGCAUCUGUGAGAAAGUUGGAAAAUUGUCGCGCGGGUGGGUGAGUGAGCGUGAGAAAGAGAGAGAGAGAGAGAGCGCGAGAGAGCGCGUGAGCCAUGGGCACUUUGAGGGACCUGCAGUACGCGUUACAGGAGAAGAUCGAAGAGCUGAGGCAGAGAGAUGCGCUCAUUGAUGAACUUGAGCUUGAACUGGACCAGAAGGACGAGCUCAUUCAGAAACUACAGAACGAGCUGGAUAAAUAUCGCUCCGUGAUCCGGCCAGCCACUCAGCACGUGCACAAAGACAACGAGCAGGAGCAGCAGCGCACCAAGAGGCAGGCGAUCUCCGCCGAGCCCACCGCCUUCAACAUCCAGGACCUGAACCAUGUAACUCUACCCUUCUACUCCAAGAGUUCAAAGUCCAAGGACUUGAUCAAAGAAGCCAUCUUAGACAAUGACUUCAUGAAGAACCUGGAGCUGUCCCAGAUCCAGGAGAUAGUGGACUGCAUGUAUCCAGUAGAGUAUGGCAAGGACAGCUGCAUCAUUAAAGAGGGUGACGUAGGGUCGCUCGUCUAUGUAAUGGAAGAUGGUAAAGUGGAGGUAACAAAAGAAGGCUUGAAGCUGUGCACUAUGGGGCCUGGGAAAGUGUUUGGAGAGCUUGCCAUCCUUUAUAAUUGCACACGAACAGCCACAGUGAAGACUCUAACCAACGUGAAGUUAUGGGCCAUUGACAGGCAGUGCUUUCAGACCAUCAUGAUGAGGACCGGACUGAUAAAGCAUGCAGAGUACAUGGAGUUUCUCAAAAGCAUUCCAACAUUCCAUAGUCAUCCAGAAGAAAUACUAAGCAAGUUGGCCGAUGUCCUUGAGGAGACGCAUUAUGAGGAUGGAGAUUAUAUAAUCAGGCAGGGAGCCAGGGGAGACACCUUUUUCAUCAUUAGUAAAGGAAAGGUAACCGUGACCCGAGAGGACUCUGCCAGUCAGGAUACAAUGUACCUGCGCUCUCUGGGGAAGGGUGAUUGGUUCGGAGAAAAAGCCUUGCAAGGAGAGGACAUCAGGACAGCCAGUGUCAUUGCUGCAGAGACUGUCACCUGCCUUGUUAUUGACCGAGAAUCUUAUAAGCACCUUCUUGGAGGUUUGGAGGAUGUGUCCAGCAAAGGAUCAGAAGAUGCAGAGGCCAAAGCAAAGUACGAGGCAGAGAAUGCAUUCUUCUUCAACCUGCAUCUGUCAGACUUCAACAUCAUAGACACCCUUGGAGUUGGAGGAUUUGGACGUGUUGAGCUGGUACAGCUGAAGAGUGAUGAGUAUAAGACAUUUGCUAUGAAGAUCCUGAAAAAGCGCCACAUUGUAGACACCAGACAACAGGAGCACAUCCGCUCAGAGAAACUCAUAAUGCAGGAAGCUCAUUCGGACUUCAUCGUCAGGCUAUACAGGACUUUUAAGGACAGUAAAUACCUGUAUAUGCUGAUGGAGGCGUGUCUGGGAGGAGAAUUAUGGACUAUCCUCAGAGACAGGGGUUCGUUUGAGGAUUCUACUACACGAUUUUACACUGCAUGUGUAGUGGAGGCUUUCGCCUAUCUGCAUUCCAAAGGCAUUAUUUACAGAGACCUCAAACCAGAGAACCUUAUACUGGACCACCGGGGCUACGCCAAACUGGUGGACUUUGGCUUUGCUAAGAAGAUUGGAUUUGGGAAGAAGACAUGGACAUUCUGUGGUACACCAGAGUACGUAGCCCCUGAGAUCAUUCUUAACAAAGGUCAUGAUAUCUCAGCAGACUACUGGUCCUUGGGCAUCCUCAUGUAUGAACUACUAACAGGCAGCCCUCCUUUUUCAGGCCCUGACCCCAUGAAGACAUACAACAUCAUUCUAAGAGGCAUUGACAUGAUUGAAUUUCCGAAGAAGAUUACAAAAAAUGCUGCCAAUCUCAUUAAAAAGUUAUGCAGGGACACUCCUUCUGAAAGAUUAGGAAAUUUGAAAAAUGGCGUCAAGGAUAUUCAAAAGCACAAGUGGUUUGAAGGCUUUAACUGGGACGGCUUACGGAAGGGAACGCUGACACCUCCCAUCAUCCCUAGUGUCACAUCAGCAACAGACACAAGCAACUUUGACAGCUUUCCUGAGGACAAUGAGGACCCUCCUCCUGACGAUAACUCUGGCUGGGAUAUAGAUUUCUAAAUCUGCACAAUAAAAGCGUAUACACACCAAACUAAAGACCUGUUCCACUGUUGCCUGGAACAGAGCUGCUUCUUUUGGAACAGGCUGCAUUUAAAACUGCUUAAGGAGAGAGAGAGUGCAGACCGGUCGAAGGAGAGAAAAACAAAACACUUCUUUUUAGUUUAAUGUCGACUGUUGCAGGAGAGGAAUUAAAAUCCUUGUGGACUUACAAUACUCGGGACUUCUUAUACACCAGUCCUAAUAACAAGGGGGGAAUAAUAUAUUCAUAUUGUGUGUGUAUGCAUGUAUGCAUGUAUGCGUGUAUGCGUGUGUGUGUGUGUGUGUGUGUGUGUGUGUGUAUAUGCAUACCUGCCACAAGCCCUUCUUAACACAGGAUAUUGUGGAUAUGUUGUAGCAGGUUGUGACCUCACUUGAUUACCUUUUGUCCAUGAUUGGCUGCAAGUCUUUCUAACUCUUGUGCAGACUACUCAGUAAAGUGUGUUACACAAAAUUGGACUCAAACACUACACAUCAAAGCCAGGAUUCUGGGUGUCCAGGCUACUAAUGUCCUAAUGUUACUAUUAUAGCUAAUCAGGUUAUUACAGAACAUGUACAUAGUAAUAUAUUACCCAAAAAAAUGUUAUGCUUUAGCUGACGAUUAUUAAAAAGCACAAAUUGGUGUUGGAUUUUUAAUAAUGCCUGUUAAUACGUCUCAGAAGUGCCCGAUGCAGAUAUUUGUAUAAUAAUGUAAUAAUUACAUUAUUGUUGGGUGUAACUGAAUUUGGCUGAUAUGGCUUGGGAUGUGACCAGCCCAGAGUUUGUUUGGUUUCUCACAGCUCCGGGUGUGCCUCAGAUUCAUAACGUUAUUAAUAUUAUAUGCCCAAUGAGCACAUUGAAUUUAGGAUAGUCAGCUUUUUAUAUAGUAAGAUACAGCCUAUUAGGCUACGUUCACAUUACAAGGUUGAAGCUGGACCUUUUUUAUUAUUAUUUAUUUAAAUGUGGCAUAGACCUUAUUAUUAUUCUUUGUGAACACUGAAAUCUUCACACAGAUCACUUUCAUAUGUGACCCUAAAUCAACCAUUUCGAAAACUGUCAGAUAUUUUUUUCUUUGUUCAUAUUCAUGCACAUAUCACUGCUGGCUCUGCUCCCACACCCACACACCUCUCCACAUAGACGUUUCAGUAAUAACCAGAAAAAGAGCAAAGGCUAUGCAGCAGGACUUGUUUCACCUUCUCACACUUAUCAUGAACAGCCCACAAGCUGCCUGCUGACCUCUAGAGCAAAUAACCUUCGUGCUGAUUUUAUUGCCUGAGCAAUGAUGGAUUGUCAAAAAUAUAUGGUGAAUUUGUUUAUGUUUAGGGCACAUGAGAAUCAUUAUCCGUUUAGAAUAUGGUAUGCAUGUGGAUUGCUCAUGUGGAAGGCACAAGUUUAUUCACAUUAAUAGCAGAUAUGGGUCACUAACUUAUGAAUGUGAGCUAUCAAAGCUGAUCAGACCUGAGCUAAGGAAAACAAUGGAAUUGAGCAAUAAGGCUUGUAACGUGAACAUAGCUGUACACCAAUGCUGGAAUGAGAAAUAAUUGUUUGUAACCAGUAACCACUGUGAUCAGUCAGGUUUUUAGCAGGCCUAUGAAGUGAGUCUUGAGGAACUGAGAUUGUAACAGCCUCAUAAGAUAUGAUCAAAUAGCUAUAGAUGAAUUCAGGUGUUUCACAGAUACAACAUUUCACAGAUUACAUUAAAAAUUAGCUGAUCGUGAAAAGAUACAGUGCCUUAAGUUAAUGGCAUCCUAAUCCUCUCUAUUGAUCAUCUGUGUGCUGCACCAAAGCCUAAAUGCUUGCCAUCACAACACAUCCAUUUCCUCUAGUAUUGCAAACAUGGUAAAAUCUGUUUUAGACAAUCUACAGUGAAAAGUCACUUUCCUUUUUUAUUCUAAAUCUGCACACAGCUAGACACUGUGAAAUUUGACAGAGACACAGAACUAUGUGUCCUUAAGGCAUUAUGUUGCCUCUGUAUUUUUAUGUCGCUUGACUUGCAGCAUAGAUGAAAACAAAUACCACUGCAUUAUCUGACUGUUUCAUCCUGUUUGUGAAUUUGUACUGUGCUACAGUACCCAAUGCUGAAUAUUAUAACAUAUAGCAUAUGUCUUACUAAACUGCAUUGAGGUGCCCUCCUCAGCUGAGUCCUCCCUUAACUACUUAUUGAUCUGACAUAGUCACUGCAACUAAACCAAGAGGAGAAGGCAACCAUGAUUUGCAGUAACUUGUAUCUAAUGCUUACUAUAUAGCCCACAAUGGACACAAUAUAAAUCUGGGGCAUUAUUUAUAAAUAACCACUCUUUUUUUAAUUUUUUUUUUUUUUAAACAUUUGGUUGCUUUGACUGCCAGUGUUUGGCAAGGACAUGUUUCAUCUGUUAAAUGCCAACAGUGUGAUUUCUACCUACUUGAAAAUGAUCUAACCCUGUAUGAGGAUAAUGAACAGUUCUUGAAUUGCCUACACAGAUUUGUUGUAAUACUGUACAUGUUUAUCACGUAAAUUGUAAGGCUGUUCAGCCCUAGCAGGCAUUAACAAUUUUACUGAAAACCAUUAAUAUAUAAUGCCUUAGAUAAUUAAAUGUCAUUUCUUCAUGUACAGUAGUAUAAGACCUCGUCUUAACUGUCUUAACUCUUUCGUCUGCCUUUACUCGCCAAGUCUGCGUUGCAUUUAUUAUUUUUAUUUUUUUUUUUUGUCCUGAGUGGCAUGAUUUUUGCCAAGAUAUUUAUUUUAUAUGACUGUAUUCUGAGGUCCUUGUAGUGCAAUGUCACUUGCAGAGUGCCUGUUAUUAACUUUAUAAAGCUGAAAUAAAGAUCAUUUACUUUUAAGUGUUAUGUAGCCCAGUCUCUCAUUCUUUGAUCUACUGUAGGUUUUCAUUUAACGCCAACAGAGGGAGCCAAACUAUUAAAAAUCAGUGCUUUCAUUACCUGCUCUUGGAAUUUCACAGUUCUGCACAGUGUGGAAUUAUUAUUAUUAUUAUUAUUAUUAUUAUUAUUAUUAUUAUUAUUAUUAUUAUUAUUAUUUAUUUGUUUGUUUGUUUAUUUUUAUUGCUGUAAAGCUUGUUAAUAAGCUGGUGUGUUGGAUCAAAUGUGUUCAAAGCAGGGGAAACAAAAUGUGCAGUACACAUUACUUGAAUUAUGAAAACUUCUGGUAAAUUAGAAAUCAGAAGUUCCCUGCAUUCCCUGUACCCAAGCAAAAAAAUGCGGCAAAAUUUCUCACCAUGCCAUAGUCCUGAUUCAAACUGUCUUGAAAAGGUGUCUGUGGUUCUCAUCUACAGAUGCCCUUUUGUCCCUGCAUUUUAUUUUAUUUUAUUUUCAUUUUUAUUUUUUUACACAAUGCAGUCUAAUUGUUGGUUUAUGCAGGUUAGUGAUGCAACUUGUGUAACUUGUCAAGUAAUAUAAAAAUAAAUUAACAACAGUACUACAGGAAAAGGUGAACUACUGUGAACAUUAACAAAGUCAUUCUUGCAGCCACCAUUUAUUAACACUUCUUGUGAUUCUCAUCUACAGAUGCUCUUUUGUCCCUGCAUUUUAUUUUAAUUAUUUAUUUUUUGCACAAUGCAGUCUAAUUGUGAGUGUGUGUGCAGGUUAGAGAUGAGCAAAAGCAAAUUUGGAUUUCAGAAUAAAAUGUGAAAAUUAUAGAUAGAAUAGAUAGAUAGCUAGUUAGCUAGCUAGGUAGAUAGAUAGAUAGAUAGAUCGAUCGAUAGAUAGAUAGAUAGAUAGAUAGAUAGAUAGAUAGAUAGAUACUAAUAUAAUAAAAUAAUAUAUAGUGCUAUAAUAAUACCAGAUAGAAUUGAAGGUAGCCAGUGUAACUUGUCAAGUAAUAUAAAAGUAAAUUAAUAACAGUACUACAGGAAAAGGUGAACUACUGUGAACAUUAACAAAGUGGUUCUUGCAGCCAUCACUUAUUAACACCUCUUGUGAUUCUCAUCUACAGAUGCUCUUUUGUCCCUGCAUUUUAUGGGAUCUCC